Melozone crissalis (California towhee) is the source of this 252-nucleotide messenger RNA. It is a transcript of the gene PMAIP1, whose product is annotated as phorbol-12-myristate-13-acetate-induced protein 1. The transcript has 2 exons. The record is from RefSeq and is a predicted model, not a curated record. Lineage: Eukaryota; Metazoa; Chordata; Aves; Passeriformes; Passerellidae. Gene Ontology annotation, biological process: DNA damage response; release of cytochrome c from mitochondria; apoptotic process. The coding region runs from base 1 to 252 and encodes 83 amino acids.
AUGAUGCCUGGCCGGACCCUGCGCAAAGCCGCGCCGCCUGCCGCUCCUGCAGAGCGAGAGGCGGCGGUGGAGUGCGCCCUGGAGCUGACCCGCAUCGGCGACAGGUGGGACCUGCGGCAGAGGCUCCUGAACCUGCUCGCCAAGAUCUUCUGCCCCGGAACUUGGGCUGCCCGCAGACACGGCGAGCGGAACGGAAGAGCACCUUGGCUUUGUGGGUUCGGAAGAAGAGGCUCCACAGACAUUGGGAGAUGA